ACAAAAUGUAAACAAACUUUUCCACCAAAACUAUAUUUUAAUUUAUAAAUUUUAAUUUUUUAAUUAAUGUAUAUGUUAUGUAUUGUUUUCUUAUAAUGCAAUAAUGACUCUUAAAUGUAUUGCGCUUCAUAUACUCUUUUAUUUAAUUUUGUGUAUAACAGAAAGUUGCCAAAAUAAUCAAGAUGAUAUAACCGUGCAUGGUCCGGGUCUACAACCUUCAAUUAUUGUUAUGCCGGCGAGAUAUUUUUAUGUUAACUUCACGUUUAUAGAUGAAACUACGUACACUUCGGAGUUAGUAAACGACUUAGCCAUUGAAAUAAAGGGUAACUCGGCUAAAAGUAAUUUCUGUAGAGCAUGGACUAAUAAGUUGGACCGAAAAGAUGGCACAUUUAUCAUACGUUACAAAAUCUAUGAUACCUGUUUUGAUCUAUCCAUCAAUAUUUACUACAGAAGAAAACAUAUUAAAGGCUCUCCUUUCAAAUUCACAGAUCCAGUACUUCCAGAUGAGUGUGAAUGUGCAGAGGAAAACAUUCAAACUUGGUUGGAAAAGUAUAAUUGUCCAAGAUCCUAUGCACAGAUCAAUGAAGAUUUGAAACAAUAUCAAAAUGUGAAUAUGAAACUUCAGGUCAAGAAAAUAAUAGAUAGGUUUCAUAAUCCCGAAAGUACUAGUUUCUGCCACUAUGUAGUCAAGAAGAACCAAGUUUACAGAGACUGCUAUGGAAAACAUGUAGGCUUUAACAUGUUUGCUGACAAUAUUCUGCUGUUUUUGGCUCGAAAAGUUGUUUUGCCUGACAUGGAGCUGGUGAUAAACCUAGGAGAUUGGCCUUUAGUGAAAAGAGGCACUGAACCAUUACCUGUUUUUUCAUGGUGUGGCAGUGAUGAUACAUUAGAUAUUGUUAUGCCAACCUAUGACCUAACAGAAUCAAUGAUAGAAAAUAUGGGAAGAGUGACAUUGGAUACCUUGUCAGUACAAGGCAGCAUAGAACGGCGUUGGGGAGAUCGUGAACCGCGUGCGUUUUGGCGCGGUCGCGACUCUCGCGCCGAACGUCUCAAGCUCAUUGACAUUGCCCGCGACAAUCCCGAGCUCUUCAACGCAUCCCUCACUAAUUUCUUUUUCUUUCGCGACAAAGAAGCGCAGUAUGGGCCUAAGCAACCUCAUAUUUCCUUCUUUAAGUUUUUCGAUUACAAAUAUGUGAUAAAUGUGGAUGGAACAGUGGCUGCAUACAGAUUACCCUAUUUGCUAGCUGGCGGUGGAAUGGUUUUGAAGCAGGAUUCGCCAUAUUACGAACAUUUCUAUAGCCAAUUACGUGCUUGGGAGCACUAUGUCCCAGUGGCCAGAGACCUGUCGGAUUUGAAGAAGCGCGUGAUUUGGGCGAGGGAUCACGAUGACGAGGCGCGGAAGAUAGCUGAGAACGCGAGGAAAUUUGCAAACGAAAACUUAAUGCCGGUUCAUAUUGCGUGCUAUCAUGCUGUUUUGUUUUCGGAAUGGAGCAAGAGAAUAGUUAGCGAUGUGAAAAUACCCAAUGAUAUGACUAAUGUGCCUCAACCAAAAUUUCCUUGCCAUUGUAAAUCGAAAGGAAACCAUGAAGACUUGUGAGAACGACCUAAAUAGAAACGAAGAAGAAAAUGUCAACCAAAGCAACUAAUUAGCUAACAUUCCAGUAUAAUUUUUGAAUCUUUUAUAGUUGUUAAGCAAUGGAAUAAUCUCAAGUAGUACAAUAAUAGAUAAGCAUAGUUUGUAUGAACGAAAUAUAAUAUUGCAUAAUACAUACAA
This is a messenger RNA of Pectinophora gossypiella (pink bollworm), 1774 nucleotides long. RefSeq names its product protein O-glucosyltransferase 2-like. The transcript has 6 exons. Gene Ontology annotation, cellular component: endomembrane system. The record is from RefSeq and is a predicted model, not a curated record. The coding region runs from base 104 to 1597 and encodes 497 amino acids. Gene Ontology annotation, molecular function: glucosyltransferase activity. Lineage: Eukaryota; Metazoa; Arthropoda; Insecta; Lepidoptera; Gelechiidae.